This is a messenger RNA of Scedosporium apiospermum, 864 nucleotides long. RefSeq lists its product as uncharacterized. The coding region runs from base 1 to 864 and encodes 287 amino acids. The record is from RefSeq and is a predicted model, not a curated record. The transcript is spliced from 2 exons. Lineage: Eukaryota; Fungi; Ascomycota; Sordariomycetes; Microascales; Microascaceae.
AUGUUCCGCUCGCUCCUCCUCCUCGCCCUCACCCAGGGCAUCUUCGCCCUACCUGCCGCAGAGCCCAGCUGCCCCAUCGUCUUCGACGGCCGCGUCCCCAAGGAUGCCUCCCUGACCGACUUCGACGCCAACAAUGGCGGCGGCUGGAUGCCCUUCAACCCGGGCUACGUCAAGGGCGAGACCCUCAAGUGGAGCGAGAUCCUCAAGCUCCCCGAAGUCGCCGAGGCUUCCCGCUUCGACUCAGACUCCGGCACGGUCCCCCUCGAGGUCACACUGUCCGACAAGUCCAUCUUCAUGACCCAGAACGGGUUCCGCCGCGCCGGGCUCCAGUUCCUCAAGGACAGCAAUGAGGGAAGCCCCGCUUCCAAGGGAAAGAAGACGAUUCACUUUAGCUUGAGGACGGAUCCGCAGAGGGCGUUGAAUCUUACGCAUGAGUAUAUUCUCGUGUGGCAUGAGACGGCGGCGUAUGAUGCAAACCAGUUUAAUUUCCAGACUGGGACUAUCCUGGGCCAGACUGGGCUGCCGCGUGAUACGUAUAAGUUGUUGGAUCGAAAUAAUAAGCAGCUUUGGUCGACUCCUAUUAAGAGCGAUACUUGGCAGAACUUUGGCAUUACCGUUGACUACACCGGAAACACCCUCCAAGUAUGGUACUCGGAAGGCGACGAGGAACUCGCCAAGGCAACCGACCCCAUCAACAACAACAACGCCGGCGAAGGCCAGUACCAGGUCGGCAUGCUCAAGAAGCCCACCGGAACCAGCGACGUCGUCAACUCGGGUUACCAGGAGAGCGGUCUGGACGAGGGUCUCAUCUACGGCGGCAUCUUUAUCGAGGAUAGUAGUGCCGACACCUGCGUCUCGAAAUAG